Messenger RNA from Durio zibethinus, 1933 nucleotides. Its product is annotated as receptor homology region, transmembrane domain- and RING domain-containing protein 2-like. The record is from RefSeq and is a predicted model, not a curated record. Lineage: Eukaryota; Viridiplantae; Streptophyta; Magnoliopsida; Malvales; Malvaceae.
UUUGAACACAAGAAAAACUAAAACAAAACAAAAAGCUUUCUCCGUUUCGAUAUUGUAUUCGAACUAAUUGCACAGGAUCUUUAAAACAAUCUGAUGAAAUAAGAAAUUACUAUCAUCAGAUUUAAAAAGCAUCAAUUUUGAAAGCAGAAUCCCCAGAUUCAUAUAUUCUCUCUUUAUUUUGGUUUCUCUCCCUAUUUCUCUUGUGCUAAUGGAAGCUGAUGUAUCCAUUCCCUUCUGAACCCCCAACAAAAUCAAAUCCCUUCCUUUAGACAGAGAAUUAGGGUAUUUUAUUUGAGGUCGAAUUUAUUUUUGGUAAUUUUUGGAUUAAGAUGAAUCGUGCUGUGGUAUUAUUAUUAUUAUGGGUUCUCUGUUUAUUGAGUGUUUGUUGGAUGACGUCAGCCGGUGUUGUGUUGAUUGGAAGCAACGUUACCCUCUCUUUUGAUGCUAUUGAAGCUAAUUUUGCUCCAGCAAUUAAAGGGUCAGGGGAAUGUGGGGUAUUAUAUUUGGCAAAGCCUCUUGAUGCGUGUUCGGAUUUGAGUAAUAAAGCUGAAAAAGUUUCGAAUGUUACUUCCCCUUUUGCGUUGGUUAUUAGAGGAGGGUGCAGUUUCGAGGAGAAAGUAAGGAGAGUGCAAAAGGCAGGAUUCAAAGCCGCCAUCGUCUAUAACGAUGAUGAUGAUGGUGUCUUGGUUGCAAUGGCUGGGAAUUCAGCUGGCAUAAAGAUACAUGCUGUCUUUGUUUCCAAAGCCUCUGGUGAAAUACUCAAAAAGUAUGCUGGGUCUACUGCUAUGGAGUUAUGGCUAAUCCCUAGUUUUGAAAACUCAGCAUGGUCGAUCAUGGCCAUCUCCUUUAUUUCUCUACUUGCCAUGUCAGCAGUGCUGGCAACUUGUUUCUUUGUACGUAGGCAUCGCAUUAGACGAGAACGCCCUCAUUCUUCUCGAGUUCGUGAAUUCCAUGGAAUGAGCAGGCGUUUGGUAAAAGCAAUGCCUAGCUUGAUAUUCACUGUGGUCUUAGAAGAUAAUUGUACAUCUAGAACGUGUGCAAUAUGUCUUGAAGAUUAUACCGUGGGAGAGAAACUCAGGAUUCUUCCAUGUUGUCACAAGUUUCAUGCUUUCUGUGUUGAUUCUUGGCUUACGACGUGGAGAACUUUUUGCCCUGUUUGCAAACGAGAUGCAAGAACUAGCCCAAGUGAUCCACCUGCGUCAGAAAGUACACCAUUGCUUUCAUCCACCCCAAGCUCCAUGUCUUCCUCUGUGUUGUCAUCUGUUAGAUCCUCAUUAGCAUCAUCAUCAGCCAUACAAAUCGCCCCUGAAGCAUCAUGGUCUCCAUCAGUUUCUCAUACUCAUUCUCUUGUCAGUAGUCCAUAUAUUCCGCAAUCACUUGGGUCCUACCAUCAAUCUCCUUCCAUGAGCUAUAGCCGAAGCUCAGUAGAUCUUAGGAACACAUACUCUCAAAGAUCUCAUGCUUCUCAUUUGGUUUCACCGGCCUCAUUUAAUUACCCAUCUAUAUCACCUCUUAAUGCAAGAUACAUGUCCCCCUGUUUACCAAGCCCAAGCAACGCGUCACCAAAUUUAGUGAGUUCUUCUGGUCACCACCUGCAUCCACUGCAUUACAGUGAGUCAGCUACUAGUUUUUCGCCUUUUGCAUCUGCUCAUUCUCUUCCAGAAUGUUAAUUAGAUGAAUAAUAACAAGCUGAAUUUCAUAUAAUGGAGUGAGCUACAUACAUUAAAUCUUUCCGAUCUUUGGUACUAAUCAUAGGUCAUUAUACCAUUAUCGGGCUCCUCUUGAUGUGAUUGCUUGCGUUCUUUUCCAAUGUCGAGAAUGUAACAUGUUGUUGCUGGAUUUGUACCUUGUUGCAUGAGAUUUGUGUCAUUUGUCUUGAUUCCCAAAAUGAUAUUGUGGUUUAUAUUAAUGAGGUUUUGAAAGUUUAUACUCA